AUGCUUGACAUGCAUGAUGUUCACGGACUUCGGCAAAGGAAACGCCCCAAUUCUCGUGAAUGGAAAGCGUUCAGCCGUCAGUGGCCUCUUCUGAGUUACGCUUCUAAUCAUUGGAUUCGUGCCCAUGCUCUUAACGCUUCACUGGAACCCACGUCGAAUUAUGAGCGAGGUGGUAACUUCGGCUUCUGGGUCCAGUGCCUCUUUUCUCUUGAUCCUCAGGCAGGUAUCCGGGUCGCACGAGAUACACAACCGCUCUACUAUGCCGGUCUCAGAGCGAUGGUCGGGUCGCUAAUCUCCGCGAAUCGGGACACGGAUCUAGACACGUUAGGAGGCCGCAAUGCCUCCACUGCAUUGCAAGUCGCUUGUUAUAGAGGCCAUUACGAAGUAGCGAAGGAUCUACUUGACGCCGGCGCAAACCCCUAUCACAGAGACCGCUAUGGACGCUCUAGCCUAUUCUAUGCGUUAUGCCACGGUAACAAAGACAUCGCGGAGCUUCUAAGGCAAUAUCUGCGUUCGAGGACCGAUCCGAAGGGCGAGGCUGCGUCCAUCCACGUUGAGGAAGCUUUCGCUGCUGCCCGCAUGUUCAUGGCAGGAGCAGCGCAUUAG
Molecule: messenger RNA, 606 nt
Organism: Letharia lupina
Lineage: Eukaryota; Fungi; Ascomycota; Lecanoromycetes; Lecanorales; Parmeliaceae
Exons: 2
Coding region: 1-606 (201 amino acids)
Molecular function (GO): protein binding
Source: RefSeq, a predicted model, not a curated record